Hippoglossus stenolepis (Pacific halibut) is the source of this 6107-nucleotide messenger RNA. RefSeq names its product sphingosine kinase 1. The transcript is spliced from 5 exons. The coding region runs from base 130 to 1830 and encodes 566 amino acids. Gene Ontology annotation, biological process: sphingosine biosynthetic process; negative regulation of apoptotic process; cellular response to growth factor stimulus. The record is from RefSeq and is a predicted model, not a curated record. Gene Ontology annotation, cellular component: intracellular membrane-bounded organelle; membrane; cytoplasm. NCBI's taxonomy places the organism in Eukaryota, Metazoa, Chordata, Actinopteri, Pleuronectiformes, Pleuronectidae.
CACACUUACACGCACACACUUACACACACAAACACACAGCAGGGUCCCACCACAGGCUGUGUCGGAUCGGAGUCUCUUCACCGCCUUCCACACACCGGCCUGCGGGACGCGUCGCACUCUCCGCCCGGGAUGGAGAGAGACGCCUCGGAACCACCGGAGCCGUCCCGCCAGCGGAACGGGCCGGUGGGCUCGCUGUACGGGGAGUUCACCGACACGCUCAACGACCGGCUCCGGUACUCGGUGAGCCUGACGGAGGGCGCCCUGACCAUCCAGCGGAUCUCCUCGUCGCCCGGCCGGACCAAGGUGGUUUUUAACUUGACCGACUGCAUCGGGUGCCGGGCGUACCGAGGGCCGGACGGCGCGGACGUCGGCGCCUACUUCACCGCCUGUUUCUACCCGUUCAAGCGGCGCUGGAUGAGCGCCGGCGUGGCCCGGCAGAGAGUGGAGCAGUGCUUUCGGGUCGCGUUGGUCCAGGACCCGCUCGCCAACCUCCAGGAGGCGGAGAGGUGGGCUGAUGCCAUCAGGGACGCGUCCGGGCUGCGGGCGCCCCGGAGAGACGGUGUGACGUACAUGGAGGUGCGGCGGCCCUGCAGAGUCAUGGUACUCGUGAACCCUCACUGCGGGCGCGGCCAGGCUCUGCAGCUCUUCACUGGUCACGUGGAGGGGAUGCUCACCGAGGCCGCUGUGCCCUACACACUCAUCAUCACAGAGCACCAGAACCAUGCCCGGGAGCUGGUGAGGAAGGCGGACCUGUCACAGUGGGAUGCCCUGGUCAUCAUGUCUGGAGAUGGACUGCUGUUUGAGGUGAUAAAUGGUCUGAUGGAACGAGAGGACUGGCAAGAGGCCAUCCAGACCCCUCUGGGUAUUCUACCAGGUGGCUCAGGCAACGCCCUGGCGGCCUCCGUCCACCACUACUCACAGUCGCCUCCAGCUUGGAACGAAGAACUACUAUUGAGCUGUGGCUUCAUGUUGUGCAAAGGUCUGGUCGGCUCCUUAGACCUGGUGUCGAUCCACUUGGCCUCUCGCCAGCGCCUCUUCUCCUUUCUCUCCCUGGCCUGGGGCUUCGUGGCAGAUGUUGACAUCGAGAGCGAGAAGUACCGCCAUGUGGGAGCCAUCCGCUUCCUGAUGGGCACACUGGUGCGUCUGGCCUCCCUCAGAGUCUAUCAGGGCAAGUUGGCGUAUCUGCCCGUUAAGGAGGCGCCAGCACUUCCAAAAGGGAGCAUAAAGGCGAGCCACCCUCCCUCCACACCUCAGCACCCCUCGCUCUGCUCCUCCCUUCCCUGUCGGCUCAUCCCCAACCCCUCUCCAAAUCAGAACGCUCAUCACAACCACAACACCACAAACUGCAACCACAACACCAUCUCCAACUCCCCCAAUAAUGCUAUCACCUCCAAGAGAACUGAGAUGAAGAGUGAUGGCAAGACCGUGGUACUGGUGGACUCUCUUCUUCCUGGUCUGGAGCAGCCGGUCCCAGAGAGCUGGACAGUGGUCAAGGAGGAGGACUUUGUCUUGGUACUGGCUAUUUACCAGUCCCACCUCGCUGAGGACCUGUGGACAGCCCCUGGCGCGAUGGCGGAUGACGGGCUGAUUCAUCUGUUCUACGUGACAGCAGGAAUCUCACGUCCCGCCCUGCUGCGCCUUUUCCUCGCCAUGGAGAAGGGCGCCCACUUGGCGUGCGGCUGCCCCCACCUGGUGUAUGAGAAGGUGAAGGCCCUGCGGCUGGAGCCCAUCACUCCGCAGGGCGUGAUCACUGUGGACGGAGAGAUGGUGGAGUACGGGCCUGUUCAGGCUCAAAUCCACCCAGGACUGGCCAGACUCAUAUGUGGAUGAAACUGGAUUAUCUUAAUCUUUCUUCUGGGUGUAGAGCUUUUUCUAGUUUUGGCCUUUUUAUAUUCAGUGCUGAUUCCUUUCCGUAUGCUGUGUUUUCAGAAGUGCCAAAGACAUUUGAACAGCCUCUGGAAAUUCCUCUAUUUUUCUAUUGAAGCAACUUGUGCUCGCCAUGUUAGAUUCAGGGUUCAAGCCAUGGAUGGUGGUUCUUGCUGCUGGCUGGUACCAGUUUAGAGAAAGAGAGAGGGACUGUGUGUGUGUGUGUGCGCGUGUGUGCACGAGAGAGAUCUUUACGUUUGUGUGUGAACCGUAGUGUGUGUACUGCAUUGUUCAUGCUGCUGUCCAACCUCAUAAGCAUGCCACACAUGAAUUGUAGCACAUUUUCCUGUCCUGGGAUGCUCCUGGAGAAACCACGCCCCCUGUCCCACUGUACUACACCAGGCCGCCAAUCUCCCUCCUGGGCUCUAACAGCAUCACCUCCCCCUAAGCUUGGUAAAGAGGAGCUUUCUUUCUGAGGAGAUAUAAAUCCCCGGGGGAUUUAAUGUUGACAUAUCUUUAAUCUUUGCAUAGUAUUUAUUAAAAAAAAGCAACAACAAAAAAACACAAUAGCAGAUCUAGUCAAAGUAAGAAUUAGCACCCGAUUCAUUCUGCGUGUACAAACUUCCUCCAGCUUCUAAUGCAUGAAGUGCUGUGGAGGCAGACAGAGACCCGGCCAGCCGAGCUUACACCUCCACCAACGCCCGAUCCAUUUCCUGCCGUGUCGGCUCUCUUACCCCGGUUGAUCUGCAACCAUCAUCAAACUGUAGGAACUGCCUGCACUCGCACACAAACACACACUCACCUUCUUAUCCACCAUCCCCCCCUCCUCUUAUGCACAGAUCCUCACACACACACACAUACACUCAUUCCCUUACAUCUCUGCAGCACUUAGUUAGGGGGGAGGGGUCUGGUCUGCCUGUGUGCAGAUGAUCCCCUCUCCUCCUCCUGAGAUUGUACUCUCCCUCGGUUAAUGAGCUAUCAGCACCUAAUGUGUCCUUAAUAUUAAGCUAUAAAUCUGCUGAUGAGAGUUGGAGAAGUGUUUAGUUUGUCUUCAUACGAAAGCUUUAAAGUGAGUUUCAAAGAAGUGUAGAGAGCGGGGGGUUCCACACCUGCCUUGUAUAUUGAGGGGCGUGACAUCGAUGUGAGCUGGAGGGAGUCAAGCGUUCUCCAUCGCCGUGUGGCCUUCUCGCUGGCGGUUGAUGGUGCGGUGAUGAGCAUUAGUGCACUGGAGCAGAGGAGAGUGCAAAUGUUAGAAUUAUCAUCCGUGGCCCCCUCCAAUUUCUCCCUCACACGCACACGCACACACACACACAACAGUUUAUUACAGGCCGCACCAGGACUGUUACACCCGCAAGUGAUGCAUAAGCUGAAAAUCAUCACCUUUUAGAGAGUGGGCCGUCUUCCCUCAUCUUAAAAAACAGAUCAUAUUCAUUGAGCUGAAUUUCACUCAGUAGAGCACAUACCUCCACCAAGGCCCAACAGUCCCCUUGAAUUAAAACUAACCUUAAAACUAACCUUAAAACAAAGGUCACAUUACUCAGCUACACAUCGGUGCUACUUCCAGGUUUUAUUUGUUACCACACAGCAGGUAAAAAUAGCCUCCACCACCAAUGAAACCCGUCAGAAGUCCGAUUUUUUGGGGACCUGCACCAAUAUUGCAUGGAUCAAUACCAAGCCCCUAAAUAUCUCUGAAUUUACAAAAAUGUUUAGAAAUACUCGCAAAGUUAAAGAAAAUGAAAAGAAAGAAAUUCUGUAUCUGCCCCCUGAUCCAGAUCUACACCAAAAUAUAACAGUCGAUAUUCUGAUGAAAACAUAACAUUCUGGGUGGAGGUAAUUAUAAAAAUUAAUGUCAACAGGGUGAAGGAGAUCAAAUUGUCAUAUUGUCUGAAUGCUGAUGCAUCGUUUAAAAACUCAAUCACCUCUAAUGCUGAAAGUGAAAAGCAGAACAUCGACAGGCUGAUGGGUUUCAGAGAAACACUGAUCAUCAGCUUUCCAUUACUAUCAAGUCAAUUCAAUGACGGACUGUUUUCCUGUUGUGUUUCCUGAAGCUCGCGAGGGAAUCAUGAGUGAUUGGCUUCCACUGAAAGAAGCAUUGCAUUUAUAUUUAUACAUAUAUAUAGUUUCUUUAGGGUCUGUGUUAAAAUGAUUGGGGCUAUGAUUGGGGGCUGAACCUUGUGCUCCACUUUGAACCCUCCCUUUGAUUUCUGUUUGGUUAAAUGGAGACAGUGUUCGGGUUGGGCAAUCAAAACUCAAAUGUUUCCAACAAUAAAAGAAUAAAACAUGACUGAAAUAUAUAUUUUAGGACUUCAUGUGCAAGACAGUUGUGCAUGAAUAAUACAAGAUCUGCACUGCCGGGCUGUUUUCUUUAUGCACAUUGGAAGAAACGCAGGUUACACAUCUGGACGAUCAGACCCAGAUGUGUCAACCGAGUAGAGAAGAGACGUCCGCUCUAAUUAUCAGGUUAAAAAGAGACGGAGCAGAAACAACAAUUCGUCUCCUGCUCUUCAGACUGUUGCAAGCCACAAUUAGCUAUCGCAGCUAACCAGUAGUAGACUGCAAAUAAAGAUGGAGGACAAGUCAGCUCCCAAAAGUGAAGCCAAAGCGUUUUGAGAUCCACCUGGUGGCUGGGUGCAGUAUAGGUCAUAAACCCCAACUUCCUCCAUGUUCCUAUUUGGGAUAUUUUAGCUUCUGGCUGGUGGGAGGAGGUGGAGACGCGUCGUCCAUCUUUGUACACGGUCUCUGGUUGACCUAAAGAAAACCCUGAUACCAAAAGACAAUCCUCCACAUUUGCACGAUUGUGACUUGUGGCGCACAGCAAAGUCCUCUUCAGUGCAACAAUAGGUUUUAUUUGAUUGCAAAUUACAACAUUUUACAGUAAAUGUCACUAGAGGAGCAACUACAGAAUCAUAAAUCGGGAGGAGAAAAAGUUAAAACUCUCUUUUUAGAAAACUCUUCCCACGAGUUUUGAUUCCGUCCCUUAACAAACUGUGACGUACUUGAAGUUGACCCGAGUCUACAUCUGUACAAAUGUCGGUUAUCAUUUUCACCGCAGUGCCGUUUAUUGCCGAUUACUAGAUUUUUUUUUACAUCCCGGUUCUGUCAUUUACAUACAUACUGUACGGUUGUCAUGGCGACGACUUGACGUGCAACACGCUGUACCUCUAACCAUUACUGUGUCCUCAGUGGAGUUAACCAGGUGCUUCCAGUGCAUUAUCAUGUCCUGCGGGAUGCACUCAUGCCCACGUGCACUGUUAAACGUAUAAAGCACAUGUCAUGGGGUUGGUUGGGAGGGGGGGGGGAGUUAUGCAAAUGCCCUGUCAUGGUUGCAGGAUAAUCUGGAGUGAGGGCUCCCUCUGCUGGACCGCUCACUGUACAAUGUGGAAUCUGUAUGAGUAACAGUGCAUCCUCCGCAAACAGCCUCAUCUUUCCUGCUUUUCAUACGAGCGCAUUGUAAUUGAUUACAAGAGGAAUUGACUUACACAGCUGCAAAGUAUAAUUCAUGUCAAUGUUAGUGUAGGAAACACUACUGUUGAGUUAAUGGUACGAUACUGUUAAAUUGUUGUAUUCCAAUGGCUGCUUUAAUGUAAUCCCCCCCUUUUUUAAACAAGUUGUGUUAAAGACUACGAACGAAAACAAAACCGACGACGUUCUCAGGCUCCUCUGAGAAUCUGAAUCAGUUAUUCUCUCUGUACCAUGUACACUGUAAAAUCUCUGUAAUCCACCUGAUGUAAUACUAGGAUCUGCAGACAGGUGAUGAGUGUCAUUGUUUUCCAUUGUGUUGUUAUGUGGUGAUAUAAAGCAGCAUACAGUCGAUCGGGGGGGCUUCAUGUAGUAUCACUGAAUGUGUUGUACCCUCCGCGUUAGUGACAAAACAAAUAGUGUUAAUCGUCUUCUCGGCGUUUUUCACUUUGCAGUAAGUUGAAUAAGGGAAAGUAGCUUCUCUAGAAAGUGCCUUAGCCAGUACCCAAGAUAGCAGAUAGGUGGCGCACUGCGAAAUAAUAAAAACAGAAAAACAUAGAUCUGCACAGGGUACGAUACAGACACUGUUCUCUAUUUUAUAGAUUCUGUAGAUCUGUGAAGUUCCAUGAAGAGACUGACCUGGAUUUAAAGGUUUAACGCUCAUAUACGGUUGUUACUAUACUCAUUGGACUGGAUGUUGAUCACCAGGUAUUAAGCAUCUCAUUUUAUUUUAUUGUAAUGCCUCCUUUUUUAAAGCCCAAUAAAUGAAUUCAUAUAGAAAA